CUACCGCCAUCGCCACUCGCCACUGGAGAUCUGAUCGCUGUCGGCCUGUCGCCACACGUUGCGCACUGGUCGCUCCUCCCGUCGACUCGCAGCCCAGUUGCCUCGCUGCUCCCUCCUCCAGACUCCUGCUUCUUCUCCUCCAGACCUCGCUCUGUAGUCGAUAGAAUUUGAAAUUGGAGAUUGGGAAAGUGUGUGAAAAGAUGAGUGAUGGCCAGCGGUUUCAGCUUGGGACUAUUGGCGCACUCAGUUUGUCUGUGGUAUCUUCUGUCUCUAUUGGCGCACUCAGUACACACUGACGUACUGAUUUUUCUUCCUCAAAAUGAUCAUACUACGUAGCUGCACCAAGAGAUCAUGCUGCUUAAAGACAAAAUCAUUCACCAGAAUGUUCUGUUCGAAGGACACAACACAAGUCAUGUUUGAUCCCAUGAAAAAGGUUUGUGACAUUUUGAUGUCUUGCCCAAAAUCAGGGCUUGACGCUGAGCUUGACCGGAGUGGGGUCAGGCCAUCAACAGAUCUGGUCGAAGAAGUGCUGAAGAGAUUUGACAAUGCUGGUAUGUUGGCUCACCGUUUCUUUGAGUGGGCAGGUAGACAACGGAACUACGAGCAUAGUGUCAGGUCUUAUCACAGCAUGAUUGAAUCCCUUGCCAAGAUUAGACAAUAUCAAGUAAUGUGGGAUCUUGUGAAUAUAAUGAAAGGAAAGGGUAUGCUAAAUAUUGAGACAUUUUGUAUAAUGAUGAGGAAGUAUGCGAGGGCAAAGAAGGUGGAGGAGGCGGUGUACACGUUCAAUGUGAUGAAGAAAUAUGAUGUCCCUUCCAACCUCGCGGCUCUCAACGGGUUGUUGAGUGCCCUUUGCAAAUCGAGAAACGUGAGGAAAGCAGAAGAGAUUUUCAAUGACGUGAAAGACCAGUUUGCCCCCGACGUGAAAACAUAUAGUAUAUUGCUCGAGGGAUGGGGACGAGAGCCCAACCUUCCAAAGGCGAGGGAGAUUUAUGCAAUGAUGGUUGCGGCGGGUUGUGGGCCCGAUAUAGUGACAUAUGGUAUUAUGGUCGAUAUCCUGUGCAAGGCUGGCCAGGUUGAGGAAGCAGUUAAAAUUGUCAAGGAGAUGGAGUUUGGGGGAUGUAAGCCAACUUCUUUUAUUUACAGCAUCUUAAUUCAUACUUAUGGUAUGUAUAACAGAAUUGAAGAUGCAAUUGAUACAUUCCAUGAAAUGCAAAGAAGCGGGGUCCACGGUGAUGUGGUCAUUUAUAAUUCACUGAUAAGUGCUUUUUGUAAAGUGAAGAGGUAUGGGAACACUUAUAGGGUCCUAAACGAGAUGGACCAUAAAGGUGUGACCCCAAACUCAAGGACUUGUAACAUCAUUCUGAGCAGUUUAAUUGGUGAGGGGGAAACUGACGAGGCUUUCAAAGUCUUCCGGAAGAUGAUCAAGAUCUGUGAUGCUGAUGUGGACACAUAUACCAUGAUGAUAAAAAUGUUUUGCGCGAAAAAGGAGCUUCUUAAGGCACGUAAAAUAUGGAAGCUAAUGAAGGAGAAGCAGGUUAUUCCCAGCAUGCACACUUUUUCUGUGCUUAUCAAUGGGAUAUGUGAUGACGGGGAUGCUCACAGGGCUUGUAAAUUGAUGGAAGAGAUGAUCGAGAAAGGGAUUCGUCCCGACAGGGAGACGUUUGGAAAGUUAAGACAACUGCUCUUGAAGGAAAACAGAAAGGACGUGCUCGAAUUUCUUCACGAGAAGAUGGAUCUUCUGGUCAAAGAGCCCUUAUGUGACUAAAAAUUUUGCUGAUUAUGUGACACAGCCGCCCUGACUUGGUGGCAGUGACACUAUCACCCGUGUGUCAAUGCCAACUUCUUCGCCACCGAUAUAUAUUUGAAUAAGUGACCAACACAGUGAAAAUCUAGCCGCCGCCACCGUAACCGUCACAGUGACGCCUAAUAGGCACUAACACUACAAACAUACACUAUACACCACACUUUCACCUUACCCCUACUAGAAACACUACACAACAUUGCUGUAAAUUGUACUCAUCUCAAGAAACUAUAUCAACAUCGGCAACCUGCAUACCUGAACCUCAUGAAAGGGAAUGUUGUGUGAUACAAACUAUGGGACAUCACAAGUGAAGUUGGCUCCAGUAUUGUCUAUAAAGGCGAAUACACUAAAGUGAUAUACUUUAGUUUUUUGAGAUUAGGUUCUAUGUUUUCUUCAUUUUUCUUCUCUGCUUGUUUUGAGCCCUAACUUGAAUUUAAUGCACCAUAUUUAUAUCCAAAGGGUUACUUCUCAUUAUAUCCAAAUUAUGUGUGCAUGUUAUGUGCACAAUGUUUUUUAUUACUGGCCUCUACCAUAGGCGUAAUCUUAACCAGUCUCACACAGAUGAGUAAUACCAUACAGAAGAUGUUCAAGAUUUCUUCCACACAGCUUCUAUAUCAAUCUUGCCCUUAUCAAGCAAUUACUCUUACUGUAACUGGACCAUUUCCGGACAGACUUUUAACAAAUAAAAAUGUGAAAUUUUGCGUGAAUGUUAUAGACUUCACGAAAAAACUCACGAAAUUUAAUAAAAAAAUAGGACUUUUAGUUUUUGAAGGUAAAUAAAAGUAUACCAAUUUAGUAUGUUGGGCAGUUUGAUUUCAUUCAUUCUGCAUUCAUAUUCACACUAAGCAACACUACUACCACACUUGCGCCUCAUUUUGAAGAUAACAUAAAUUUUAACAAUUUUUCUGUUAACAUGUAUUUUUGUUUCUUUAAUUCUGGGGAUUGGGAUUAGGACCAGGGAUGGCCCUGGCCCAACCUAAAAGAAUAGUAUCUCCAUCCCGUUUAAAGGUUCAUACGAUAAAAUGAAAUGGUACAAUUAUUUAGAUAAUAACUAAAUAAAAUAAUUCGAAAUAUUUUUAGAAAAAUAAUUUUGAUAAGUACGAUAGUAUAUAUGAUAGUAUUAUAAUAGGGUUAGUGGUAAUAACUAUGAUGUUAACAAUAUAUUAUUUGUAAUACUUGAUAAUUAAAUUGUUGUUUAAGAAUUUUAAUUAUUUCUUAAAAUAUAAAUGAGAAUCUUUGUUUAUACAUGAGCAAUACUACCUCCGUCCCAAAAUGAUGGUCCUGUAUUUCCUUUUUGGAAUGUCCCAAAAUGAUGGUCAUGUUUCCCUUUUUGUAAAGAAAAUUGUGGUCCAUAUCAUUUCACUUUAUUAUACUCAAAUCUCAACCACAAUUUUUAUAUUUUCAACCACUUUAUUAAAACUUGUGUCUAAAAGAAAUGAGACAUCAAACUAAGAAGGAGGGAGUAACUUUUAACUAGGUUAGUAUAUACUACCGCCAUCGCCACUCGCCACUGGAGAUCUGAUCGCUGUCGGCCUGUCGCCACACGUUGCGCACUGGUCGCUCCUCCCGUCGACUCGCAGCCCAGUUGCCUCGCUGCUCCCUCCUCCAGACUCCUGCUUCUUCUCCUCCAGACCUCGCUCUGUAGUCGAUAGAAUUUGAAAUUGGAGAUUGGGAAAGUGUGUGAAAAGAUGAGUGAUGGCCAGCGGUUUCAGCUUGGGACUAUUGGCGCACUCAGUUUGUCUGUGGUAUCUUCUGUCUCUAUUGUUAUUUGCAACAAGGCCCUUAUCAGCUCCCUCGGUUUUACAUUUGCUACAACUUUGACAAGUUGGCAUCUUCUAGUUACAUUUUGUUCUCUUCAUGUGGCCCUAUGGAUGAAAUUCUUUGAACACAAGCCGUUUGAUCCCAGAGCUGUGAUGGGGUUCGGAAUGCUGAAUGGGACUUCAAUUGGCCUUCUCAAUCUAAGUUUGGGGUUCAAUUCAGUUGGAUUUUAUCAGAUGACGAAAUUGGCAAUCAUCCCUUGUACGGUUCUUUUGGAGACCUUAUUCUUUAGGAAGAACUUCAGUAGGAAUGUCCAGGUUGCACUGACUAUCCUUCUCUUUGGUGUUGGAAUUGCAACAGUUACUGAUCUACAGCUCAACAUGCUGGGCUCUAUUCUAUCUAUGCUUGCAAUUAUCACAACCUGCAUUGCACAGAUUAUGACUAAUACCAUACAGAAGAAGUUCAAGGUUUCUUCCACACAGCUUCUAUAUCAAUCUUGCCCUUAUCAAGCAAUUACUCUGAUUGUAACUGGACCAUUUCUGGACGGGCUUUUGACAAAUAAAAAUGUGUUUGCUUUCAACUACACUCCAAAAGUGUUGGCAUUCAUUGUUCUAUCUUGCUUAAUAUCAGUUUCUGUGAACUUCAGUACAUUUCUAGUAAUUGGGAAGACAUCUCCAGUGACCUACCAAGUAUUAGGACAUCUGAAAACUUGCCUUGUGUUAGCCUUCGGAUAUGUUCUCCUUCAUGACCCUUUCAGUUGGAGGAACAUUUUAGGAAUAUUUGUUGCCGUGAUUGGAAUGAUUAUCUAUUCGUAUUAUGUCACUAUUGAGACCCAACAAAAGGCUAGUGAAGCAUCAGUCCAGGUUUUUCAGGAAAAGGGCGGUGAAUCUGAUCCUCUGAUAAAUGCUGAAAAAGGAGGCAGCAUUUUAGGUGACAAUGCUAAAUCGUCGCCGGGGUGGAAUUCAAACAGGGACUUAAAGGCUUAAGAAUAAAGCAUCUUCAAAUGAUUAAUAUUCAUUGGUUUGCCCUUAUCAGAGAAUGUGUUGUGUAUGGGCAAAGAAAAAAAUGAGUAAAGAAAAAGAAAUUCUAUUUUGCCAUUAUUUAGAGCUAAAGAAUACUUGCUUCUACAGAGCAGUUUUGUUAUCAAGACUAGUAAGAUUAAGCAGUAAAAUUUUAGAAAUACACUACUUAUAUAGUUAUAUGAUAUAUCCAGUGUGGAACGUUAUACAAUUAUAGUUGUCACGGGAACAGAAAUAUAAAAUGCCUAAAAUUCUAUAAGGCAAAAAAACAGUUUUUGUGUUCAG
Molecule: messenger RNA, 4863 nt
Organism: Cuscuta europaea
Lineage: Eukaryota; Viridiplantae; Streptophyta; Magnoliopsida; Solanales; Convolvulaceae
Source: the annotation of a GenBank genome assembly